Messenger RNA from Colletotrichum acutatum, 2073 nucleotides. Its product is annotated as general substrate transporter. Gene Ontology annotation, biological process: carbohydrate transport; transmembrane transport. Gene Ontology annotation, molecular function: carbohydrate:proton symporter activity. NCBI's taxonomy places the organism in Eukaryota, Fungi, Ascomycota, Sordariomycetes, Glomerellales, Glomerellaceae. The coding region runs from base 267 to 1880 and encodes 537 amino acids. The transcript is spliced from 2 exons. Gene Ontology annotation, cellular component: membrane. The record is from RefSeq and is a predicted model, not a curated record.
CCCAAGGACCUGUUUCCCUUCCUAGCGCGUAAUGUUCCCCAUGCCGAGUUCCCCGUGGGGACUGCUGCCACUGGUGUCGUUCGAUGCAGGUGUCCAGAGUGUUCGGAACCGAGCAAAUGGCUCGCCGAAACCUCCCGUUCCAAUUUGUAUAAAGUCUUUAGAAUUCGCCUACCUGGCUCCUAAAAGAGGUUUAUCCAGAUCAUCUAGAAUCAUUUCUUUAAUCCUAAUACUUCCGACUAGAUCAUCUCAUCUAAUUCUCUUUCACAAUGGACGCCAAAACAGCAGCAACAACCGUCGUCGCCCACGACCAUAUCGAGAAACUCGCCAUUGCGGACGAAGCCGUUAUAGAGGCAACCGAGAACCAAGACCUGACCCCCAAGCAACAAUAUCAGCGUCUUUGGGCGAACCUCAAGCAAGACAAGCGUUAUGUCUUCUGGGCACUCUACAUCAUGUCCCUCGUCUUUGGAUGGGGUUACGACUCUGGACUUUCAGGAGCUGCCAUAGCCUUCCCCGAGUUCCGCAAGGCUUAUGGAGACUACUACCAAGUUGGAGACCAAUAUGUUAUUCCUGCCCUUUGGCAAUCUCUGUGGAACGCUGCCAGCACCAUCGGUCAGGUUUUCGGUGCCUUCCUCACUGGCCAAUUCGCCGACACCGUUGGCCGCAGAGCCGUCCUCUGGACAGCCGUUAUUCUCUCCCUUUCCUCCUCGUUUGCACUGGUAUUCGCUCCAAGCCUACCCGUACUCUUCGUCUCCAAGCUGCUGCUCGGUUUCUCAGUCGGCUUGUCAACCGUUACGCCUCCCCUCUACGUUACCGAGAACGCUCCUCCGGCCCUUCGAAGCUCCCUCAGCUCGUUGACCAACGUCAUCAUCGUUCUCGGUUUCUUCCUGUCUUCCAUCACAGCAUGGGGAUCCUCCAAAAUUCACGGUCAAUGGAGCUACCGCCUGGCGUUCGCCAUGACUUUCCUUGUCCCGACACUCUUCAUGAUUGUCCUGCCGUGGCUGCCCGAGUCGCCGGUGUGGUACGUCAAGAAGGGUAGGGACGACGACGCCCGUAAGGCGAUCUUCAAGCUCUACGGCAAGAACGUCGACGUUGAAGAGAGACUCAACUUUAUCAAGUCUGAGCUUGAGCUUGCGGCAGGAGAGGCAAAUAUGGCUAAGCAGACCAGCUGGAGAGCGAUCUUCUCCAAGGAGCACCGUUUCCGUACGCUUGUUGCGGUUCUUGGAUUACAGUCGCAGAACUUCUCUGGUGGAUACUUUGCAAACACUUACCAAACCUACUACUUCGAGCUCAUCGGCCAGUCCGAUCCCUUCGGACUCACUGCGAUCUCCUCCACUCUUCAAUUUCUCUCGAACUGCGUAGCAGUCACAGUCUCCGACGUCCUCCCUCGCAGAAAGUCUUUGGUUGGCGGCGGCGCAUUGCUGUGCUGCUGGUCCAUCAUCAUCGGUGGCACAUCUCUCGCUGGGACUGGAAACUACUCGGCAAACAUGGCUCUUCUCGCAUUCAUGAUCACAUGGUCGAUGUUGUAUACCGCUACAGUGGGCUGCUUCGGCUGGGCUGUUGCUCAGGAGACUGCCUCGCAAGCCACCAGACCCAAGACCAUCGCCUUCAGCUUGGUCUGCCAGCAGCUCACGGCUCUCUUGCUGUCCUCGGUGUUCCCGUUCUUCAUCAACCCUGAUCAGCUGAACUGGGGCGGAAAGAUUAUGUUCCUCUUUGUCGGCGCCGAGGUAUUCGUUCUUGGGCUUCUCUUCUUCUUCCAGCCCGAGACGAAGAACAGAACCUACCAGGACAUCGAUCACAUGUAUGCCCAGGGAAUUCCGGCAAGAAAGUUUAGCGAAUACGUUGUGGUGGAUGGAGUAGCCGUCAAGAAGGCCACUUCUUGAGACGGUGUAGAGUACAGUUUUUCAUAGGCACAGGAAGGUUUUCGAGUCUGUUGUUUAUCUAGGUUUCCAAACCACGUCUUCAUACAAAGCGAACUGCUUUCAAGUUUUGAAAUUUCAGCCUAAAUUUUGGCAAAGGAUGGGGAAGAGAUACCACGCUAGUAAUGCAAGUUCCUUACUUGGGUUAGUUCAGAAA